CUAGGCUUAUUUAAAGUAGUAACAAUCAAAUAGCUUCCGAGGAAAAGAGGCCGACGCGGAGGCGAGACGCAUCAGCGAGAGGGCGGCUCGAUGGUGGUGUACGUGGUGCACACGAGGAGGGGAAGAGGGAGAGGGAGAGCCGGCGAGAACCUCGUCCGCCUCGCCACCACCAGCGCCGCCGCGCCGGCCUUCCCCUCCUCCGCCAUCGCCGGCCGCUCCCUGUCGCGCGCCGGGGGCCUCCCGCUGCGCGCCACGUCGCCGCCUCCGCCGUGCUCGAUCCGCGGCUCUGCCGCUUCAUGGGUGUCAUCCCGCUCGCUGCGCCGCGACGGCGAUGACUGGGAGGAGGUCGUCGCCGCCGGAGGCAGGGCUGCCGCCCCCGGCUCUCGCGGCGAGGCGACGGAGGAGCAGGACGCUGUGUUCGGUGCCCCGCCCACCGACGACGAGGUCCGCGCCGCCGUGGCCAGCAUCAAACAGGUGUUUGAGAAACCUUCUGCUGUGGACUCUGCUGGGCCUGAGCUAGCGCUUGCAUUGCCCAUCUCAGGGCACACUUCAUCUGGGAUAUUUGAGAAUCACUUUGCUAUAGAUUCUGAUGCAUCAGAGGUCGGAUCAGAUGAAUGGAGUGAAUCUGCUAUGCCUGUUCAUAACUCAAGUGCUCUUUUGACAAAGGAACAUCAGAGUGUACUGGAUGCAUUCCGCCUAUUGAAUGAAGAUCCUUCCCUUCAGAAAAUAGUUAUGGCCUUGUCAACUGACAAGGCUGUAUGGCAAGCUGUGACAAACAACGAGGUGGUUCAAGAAUUCAAGAGAUCCUUCCAGGAUGCCAAGGAGACUGUUCUCAAGGAAAGCUCUACUGCUCCUCCUGGAUUCAUGAUGUGGGUCCUGGAAAACACCCAAGAAAAAAUCAAGGAAUUCCUUGAGAAAAUACUUGGGCUCGUGAACAUGCUGUUUCAAGCUGGGGACAAGGAUUACGAUGUGUCUGAUGAUGUGGUGAGGAUGUCCUUCAUGCUCUCCGUGUUUGUCUUCAUCGUGGUAACUAUAGCUCGUAUACACUGAUGAGCACAGCAAUUCGCCGACUCCACUUCUGGUGGUUUCUUAGUUUUGUACAGGAUUAGUUCUAGAAUUAGUCCUAGUCGCAUGGUUGGCAAUGGCCGUGGUUGGUGUCAGUGAGGUCCAGAGGUUGCGUUAUCAGUGUUCGUAGUGGAAACUCUAAUGGUUAUCGUGUGGGGGUUAUUUAUGUCUUAAACAUCAAGUGUGCUUCCUGAACAUGUGUUCAGUUUAAAGGUGUGGUGAGGCAAGAUCUGAAAAGUGAUACGAAUGCUUGUUGCUAAAGAAGUAUAAACAUUUACAUGUUUCUAUUUCUAUUCA
Molecule: messenger RNA, 1362 nt
Organism: Panicum hallii
Lineage: Eukaryota; Viridiplantae; Streptophyta; Magnoliopsida; Poales; Poaceae
Exons: 4
Coding region: 91-1050 (319 amino acids)
Source: RefSeq, a predicted model, not a curated record